AUGAACGGGGACGAGAUCGCGACGGGCCCUGUCGAUAUCGACGGCCGCGAACCGCCUCUCCAGGAGUUCGAAGCAGAAGGCACAACAGCGACAGCCCGCCCUCCGGUGCUGGAGCUCUCCCACAGUUCCGAGGGACACGAGGAGCAGGGCCGACUCCACGGGUCGCGCGUCGGCGGUGGGUGCCACUAUCCCGUCCAGGCCUCGCACCUGGGCGCUGGUGUUGAACAAGGCCAGACCUGGCGACGCGUUGGUCGUCGCGGGCGAGACUCGGGGCAGGCCGGCACCCGUCCAGUCGACGCCGCGGCAUCUCGAACAGAGUAG
This is a messenger RNA of Fonsecaea pedrosoi CBS 271.37, 321 nucleotides long. RefSeq lists its product as uncharacterized. NCBI's taxonomy places the organism in Eukaryota, Fungi, Ascomycota, Eurotiomycetes, Chaetothyriales, Herpotrichiellaceae. Bases 1 to 321 code for a protein of 106 amino acids. The transcript has a single exon. The record is from RefSeq and is a predicted model, not a curated record.